AUGGCUGCCUUCGGCCGCAAAUACACCAUGCGCCCGGUCAUUCCCGCGGAGCGAAUGGACUCCUGCGGCCGAAUUACCAUCAACAACAUCCCGGAAGGAAUUUCAGAGGCCCAACUGAAAGCAAACCUCUCCCACCACGGAGACGCCAAGAUUCAUAUGUUCGUCCCUGGCUGCGAACACAGCGCUGGCUGGGCAUGGGUGAGCUUUGGCAGCAGGGACGAGGUCGUCAAUGUGUUGCAGAGCGCGUACGAGAAGAGCCACGCACGAGAGAAGCUGGAACAGACAGCCGCGCCUCAAGUGGAAGCGACUCCGGUGCCGGAAGUCGAGGGAAAAGACGCGCACAAGAUGCCCAGCGAUUCCGACAGAGAAAACUGUGCCACCAGCGAGGGCGAAGCAACCGGCAGCGACGUCCGAUCUUCGGAGUGCUCCUCUGCGCACUCAGAGGACGAGGCGGGCAGCAGAUAA
Molecule: messenger RNA, 465 nt
Organism: Neospora caninum
Lineage: Eukaryota; Apicomplexa; Conoidasida; Eucoccidiorida; Sarcocystidae
Exons: 2
Coding region: 1-465 (154 amino acids)
Molecular function (GO): nucleic acid binding
Source: RefSeq, a predicted model, not a curated record